CUCACUACUCACCACUCCUUCAAAACUGAUCAGCUUCUGUCGGUAAAGAAGAAGAUGAGAACCGAGAUGAAGAGACAUUGCCUUGGAUUCACUUCGGCGGUGCUUCUGAUUCUACUCUUCGGAGAAGUUCUUGAGGCGGCAUCUAUAACCGGAGUCAGCAUCAGCACCACCAACAUUGCCGAAUUUAUAGGGGACGAAGAGUUCUUGAUGGAUUCUGAAAUAAACGCAAGGUUUCUCGUCGACAAACCAAAUAUAUGUAAGGAUAUUGGACAUUCGACACCAGAUCCUAAUCAUCCAGUUUCCGGUUGCUACGCAGAGAACAGAGUCUCAUGCCGCGGUCGUGAAUGCGGCCGGAAGACCGCGCAGCUGCGGUGGAUUUCAAGCCGCACGAAUUAAUUAUUCAUAAGGUGAAGGUACAUUUAAGAAUGAUGUUGCACACGUUUUCCCCCAAAUCAUCCGGAUCUCCCCCUCGAUCUGUAUUUUAAAUAAGUACCGUACCAUUCGUGCACUAAAAUUAGAUGGAAUGUGUCGACAAUUAAGCUAUGUAUUAAUUAAAGCCAUGUAUGUAUUUUUAUGUUUGGUUCUGCUAACUGGCAGGAUGUUAUUUUUAUUGUUUUUUUUAACAGUAUCGUGUGUCCUCCCUAUCACCUGCUCUAUCAUUGUUGGGAAGAUAUUUGAAUUAUUCGGAGUAAAUAUGAAAAAUUUUAAUGGAGCUCCGAUUUGAAGUUGUAGUGA
Molecule: messenger RNA, 735 nt
Organism: Rubroshorea leprosula
Lineage: Eukaryota; Viridiplantae; Streptophyta; Magnoliopsida; Malvales; Dipterocarpaceae
Source: the annotation of a GenBank genome assembly